Molecule: messenger RNA, 3044 nt
Organism: Belonocnema kinseyi
Lineage: Eukaryota; Metazoa; Arthropoda; Insecta; Hymenoptera; Cynipidae
Product: protein Aster-B-like
Exons: 13
Coding region: 298-2550 (750 amino acids)
Biological process (GO): intracellular sterol transport
Cellular component (GO): endoplasmic reticulum-plasma membrane contact site; plasma membrane; endoplasmic reticulum membrane
Molecular function (GO): sterol transfer activity; sterol binding
Source: RefSeq, a predicted model, not a curated record
UACCUUUCACGUGAACUCUGUAGAUUGAAGGUUUGAUCAAAUGAUUUAGAAACAGUGGUUUUAUCGUCUGUCAUCGGGUUCGGUUUUCGAAAGCAUUUGGAGCAAAGUAGUUUUGCAAUGCUCUUGUAAACGUUUUCUAUUAAAAUGCUGUAUUUCACGUACUUUGAUUGUUACGGCUAAGAAGAGGGCAAAGUCUUAAACCUAUUGGAACAUAAAAUAGGAGAGGUGCUAUAUAUAUAUUAUUACAACAUUCUGCAAAAACACAACUCACCCUCGUGACAUCAAAAUUAUUUAGUUAUGUAUUUUGAAGUAGAGUCACUGCAGGACCGCUCCAUCUCAAGCAUGAACAGGUCGGUGGAAAAUUUGUUGAUAUCAAGUCACGAAGUUAUCAACAGCAUAAAUGCUUCAUCGUUGUCGGGGCAGAGUCCUGUAGGAAGUCAUGGGAAUGAAGUAUCCCUAGACAAUGUACUUGAUAUCUCCUCUUCAACGGUAAACGAACGUCCCAGUGCUCUGCCAAGUCCGAAUUUAUCGCCCCGACCUAGUCCAAGAUUUUCGGUCAGACACCAUGAUUAUUUAAAGGAUCAUGUGGACCUAAUUUCCCCAUCACAAAAAGAAUCAAUCCAUUCCAGUAAAUUGGACGAUCAAUCGAUUCAGGAAAUUCUAAAUCGUUCGUCCGAUUCAGCAGAACCUGACAAACUUUCAACGCAUAGCAGUAAAAAGCAGGCAAGAGCAUCAGCUCGUAGUAAAAAAAAAUCUUCAUGGUACAACGUUCUUUAUCCCACUUACAAGUCGCGAUCAGAAGAUUUUAAAAGGAUAUUCAAGGAUGUACCGCAGGAGGAGAGACUUGUUGUUGAUUAUUCGUGUGCCCUGCAACGAGAAAUUUUAGUUCACGGGAGACUCUAUGUUACGCAGAACUACGUAUGCUUCUAUGCUAAUAUUUUUAUGUGGGAAACUUUGGUUUCAUUGCGCUGGAAAGACGUUUCCUCUAUUACCAAAGAAAAAACUGCACUUGUCAUUCCAAAUGCCAUUUCAAUCUGCACUGAGAACGAGAAAUAUUUUUUGACUUCGUUUGGAGCAAGAGAUAAGACGUAUUUGAUGCUAUUCCGUAUUUGGCAAAACGCUCUUAUUGGCGAGCCUAUGGGAAUGGCCGAAAUGUGGCAACUUGUUCAUACGUGUUAUGGAGAUGAACUGGGUUUAACUUCAGAUGACGAGGAUUACGUACCACCGCAAGCUCCGCUUCUCGAUGAUAAAUUAUCGACACGUUUAUCCGUGGAAUCAUUUUCUGAGUCAGAAGGGAUGAAGCCAGAACUUUUUAAGGUGGUGGGUAUUGACAUUCCUACACGUGCGAAACUCGAAAUACGUCCUAAACCAGAUAUUAUUCUUGAUCCGACUGAUCUUAGCGAUACAACAGAGAGCGACGCUGAAAAACAGGCUGUGAAAUUACCUAUUCGAUGUAAUACAGUGUGCACUUCGCCUCACGAAGGUCGGCAUCUUAGCAAUACUAUCCUACCUAUACACAUAGAUCAAUUGUUUACCUUGCUUUUUACCAACUCGAAAUUCUUUUUGGACUUUCAUUCGGCAAGAAAAACGACAGAUCUAGUGCGAUCAGCAUGGACCCAAAAUCCAGAAACGGGAGAAAAAGUGAGAACAGUCACAUUGACAAUGUCUCUAACGCAAUCAGUUGGUCCACGAUCUUCGCAAGUUACAGAAAACCAGAUUAUGUUACCUUGUAGCAGGCCAGGUCAGUUGUAUUCCAUUGAUGUGGAAAGUUUAAAUGCUGGAAUUCCGUAUGCAGAUUCCUUUAGCGUAAUAAUUCAUUACUGUAUGACCAGUAAAACAGAAAAUGAAACAUGUCUUGCUAUAUUUGCGCAAAUAAAAUACAAAAAGAAUGUAUGGGCCAUCGUCAGAACUUUCAUAGAAAAAAAUUGUUGGGCCGGUUUGGAGGAAUAUUUCAGCAGUUUGAUAAAGGCGUUGAGCGUAGAAUGUGAAGAAAAUCAUGGUGGAACUGUAGGCGGUACAGGUGGCCUGAAAAGAAAAACAAGAAGAAGAAGACGAACUGUCAAUACGGGUAUCUCUCUACAAACACAUGCGCCUGAUCUCUUGUCAUCUAAUCAUCAGCCUAGCGCCGCUGAAUUGCCGCAUAAUUAUAAUAAAAGUGUCUCAGGGCUUCGGGGAGACACGAGCAAUAUUCUUAGCUGGGUUCUUCUUUUUGCAAUUUUAUGUUUAACGCUAAUUAAUGCCAUGCUCUACUAUAAAUUGUGGGGAUUAGAAGAAGCUGCCAAUUACACUGUAAUGGACCUGCACAUUUUGAAAAAUACUCCAAAAACUGAGGAGGAUUGGAUAAAUUUACUUCAGCAGCAGGAGAGUUUGCAUAAUGUAGAAAUGAGAAAGUGGCAAAGGGUUCUGCAUACCGCCGCGCAAUUGUUAAGACAGACCGAAGAGUCCCUGACGGAACUCCAAAUGAGCAUACAUCCGACAGCGACAGAAAAAAUGUUCUCAGUAUUGAAGCCAGGAUUGAAAACACGCAAUUCUAAUAAUCAAGAAUUGUGAAACCCUCUGUGUGAAAAUAGGUAUAUUCGUAAGUAGGUUUUCAAAGAUUGUUCUGCUUUCCUGUGAAUAAUUUUUCAGCUAUAAACGCGUGAUAAAUGUAGACAGGGUGUCUACUCAAAUCCUGGGAAAAAAUGUGCUGAAAAUUCUAGGUUUCUCCAGUUUUUUGCAGGCUUCAUUUUUUGUAGCAUGGAGCCAUGUAAAUAUUUUGUAAUAUUUUAAAACACACGAUUCGGAAUAUGCAUCGAAUUUUGUGAAUUUAUUAUAAAUCGUGUUUUUUUCCCUUCAAUUUUCUAGGAAUUCAAUCAAUAUUACAAGAUAUUCUUAAAUAUUUUAGCACGAUGAAUUAAUUAAAUAAUUUAAUAACAGUAAAAAACAUGGUUAAUCAUUUCUAGAGUUUGUCUUUAAAGUCCAUAAAUUUGAAUAAUAAUUGAAACAAGGUUUUAUUUUAUCUACUUAUACUUGAAAUUAAAUGCAUAUUUGGGUAAAAUUAAUGU